This is a messenger RNA of Lytechinus pictus (painted urchin), 405 nucleotides long. Its product is annotated as prostatic spermine-binding protein-like. The record is from RefSeq and is a predicted model, not a curated record. The coding region runs from base 1 to 405 and encodes 134 amino acids. The transcript is spliced from 2 exons. NCBI's taxonomy places the organism in Eukaryota, Metazoa, Echinodermata, Echinoidea, Temnopleuroida, Toxopneustidae.
AUGGGGCGUGGAAAUAACAAUGAUCGAAAUGUGCAUGAUUGCGCUGGUGCUGCUGACGGCGUCGCCGAAGAUGACGAUGAUGAUUAUUAUGAUGAUAGUAGUAUUAGUGGUGGAGGAGAUGAGGAUGAUGAUAAGGAUGAUGACGAUAAUGAUGACGAUGAUAUUGAUGAAGAGGAGGUGGAUGAUUACGACGAUUAUGAUGAUAAGGAGGAGGAUGUUGAUGACGAUGCUGAUGAUGAUCGUAACUAUAAUGGUGAUGCGGAUGAUAAUGAUGAUGAUAGUGGUGAUGAUUAUGACGAGAAUGAUGAUGACGAUUAUGAUGAUCAUGAUGAUGAUGAUGAUGAUGAUGAUGAAUACGAUGACGGUGAUGAUGGCGAUGUUCAUAUUGACGAUGGUGAGGUAUGA